AUGGCUGAUGCAGUCCCUGCCGCGCCUGCGAAUACCCAGGAGCGCCAGAUGCUUGCAGAGCUUGACGAGAUGCCCACCUUCCCCGACGGCGAGCGCUCGGGCAAAGGCCAGGGAACGGGCCGCUUCACCCAGCGCAAGCGCCAGGCCCUCGCUUCGUCUUGUGUCGGUGCUCCUGUGUCAGAGUCGGUCGCCAAGACCAUCACCUCCAAUCACAACACGUUGCUCAAGAUGCUGUCGUCCAUGCAGGGCGAGGUGGCAAAACAAUCCAGUGCCAUCGAGAGCCAGGUUCAAUCGGCAAUCGCCCCCAGGCUCGACUCGCUCAACAGACGCCUCCAAGCCCAGCUCGACGAGCAGAAGCGCAGCAUCGACGCGCUGGAGGGCAGAGCUGACGAGCAUGACAAGUCCAUCCAGGAUCUUCAAGACCAGCUGGCGGAGCUACGUCGCCAGAUGGCCAUCGCUGAACAGACUCCCAGGAAGCAGCUGGCUGCUCCCACCUCCUUCGACCGCGAGGAGGACACCACGAUCGUUGUUGCCGUCUCACAGCGACCGACUACCUUGGCGUCAGUGGUCUCAUCGCUACGCCCGUGGCUCGGCGAGAUUGGCUUUGAUGAUGAACAGUAUGAAAUCAAGCAGAAAGGCGAGUCCCCGGCCAGGAGGUUCGAGAUCUGCUUCUCGGGCUCGGCCACCAUCGCCUCGCGCCGUGCCAGCAAGGCCACCUCGCUCCUCAAGGGACCCGAUGGCUGGAAAGAGUUCUGGGUCGACCCUCCAGGCGCCGAGCGCUGCCGUUUGCACCUGGGCCCCGACAAGUCACCCAAGCGUAUCAAGACCGAGGUCACCCUGCGCAAGGCCAGGGCGAUCAUCGAGCUGCAGUACCCAGGCAAGCGAUUCUACUCCGACCGCGAGCAUGGCGUCCUCACCAUUGGGUGGGACAAGAUCAUGCACGUCAAUGUCUUCCAUGGCGACACCCCGCCCAAGAUCUACUGGGACUCUGCGCAGCUUGCCAAGCACGCCAUGGCUAUCGACACGCUUCGCAAUGCUGUCAAGGAGGUGCACCAGGACCACUUCCAGCUCGACUCGUUCUUCCGAUCGAUUGCGUCGGGCCUCACGAUCCACUCCAGCUUCAUCUCUGACGCAGAUGACGGGCAUCGGCGGGGUGGGGUUGCUGUGGUGCUUCCGCCGUUGGCUUGUCAGGGCCUCUCCGCUCCGUCGUCAUCAUCCACUGUCCUGGUUCCUGGCCGAGUGAUGCUAGUCCGUGUUUGGGAUGACUGCCGCACGCUCGACAUAUUCAACAUUCAUAAUCAUGGUCUGUCCGCCCAGCAAGUUCGUGAAGUGGCUGCUGCGAUACGAGUAUCGCAACGUGCUGCCGCCCUCGACCCCGACAUCUACACCACCUUUGUCCUCGGGGACUUCAAUUUUGCCACGCACGAGGCUCUCGCGCUCGCUGCCCCCGCGGCGGCCGUGCGCAUGCUGUCGAAGUGCCACCGCGUGCAGGCGCCCAAGUGGCGCCAGGCCCUCGCCCUCCUGACCGAGAUUGCGUGCGAGGACCCCACGCACUACGAGAAGUUCAACGACUCGUGCGCGACGAUCGACCGCGUCUUCUGCUCGAUCACGGGCUGGCAGCUCUGCCAGCUGUUUGUCCAGAUUGGCACGCUUGGCUCGCCGGCGGCUGUCUUUGACAAAAAGAUCUCUGACCAUGCUGCCGUUGUUCUCUCGCUUGCCUGCCGCCCGCCUCGCCCAGUGGAGUCCCGCCCCAUUCCCAAACACCUGUUCUCGGAGCCUGGUUUCAAGCGGCGCCUGGAGGGGCUGUGCUCCUGCAUCCCGUGGGACUCCGUGUCGCCCCCGUUCAAGGUUGAAAAGUACAAGGAGCUUUUGAAGAUUUCGGCCGCGGAGACCAGGGACGCCCUCUUUCGGGACAGGCCACAUCACCCGCACACCUGCCUCCUGCUCGCUCGUGCUCUCGCCCGUGUGGUUUGGAGGCAAGACCUGCGUAUGGCUUCCAGGCUCCAGGACUCCCACCCCCUGGCCAUUGACAUGAUAUCGAUUACCGACGGGAAGGUCGAGAUCCGCCACCCGCCGUCCUUCCAGGCUUGGGUCGACCAGGUCCAGACUGAGGCUGCUGAGUCAGCGAAGGCUGAACUUGAAGAUCGCAGACGGCGUGAAGGUGACCGCGUCCAGAUUCGUGCCCAAGUCCGCGCACUUGAACGGCGCGCUCGUCUCUGGUCCCCUCUCAACCGAAGGAUAUCGCUCUCAGCGGUUAUUGCGCCUGAUGGCUCUGCGGUCAGCGUUCCAUCUGAUCGACUGCGGGUACUCUCGGAGCACUGGGCCCCUGUCUUCCAGAAAAAGCCGUGGGACGCCGCUGCUGCUGCUCCCUACCUACGCCGCCUUGCCCCUGACCUUCCUGCCGACCUACACCUCCCCUCGCCGUCGAAAAAUAUGCUACGGCGUGCGAUUCGAUCAGCCCAACACUCUGCCCCUGGGCCUGAUGCUCUCCCGUAUGCUGCGUGGGCGGCGCCCUCGUGGGGGGCUGACAUAUUAUGGGACGCUCUUGGCUGGGUUCUCAGGGGCCAGGAGCUGUUUGCGAAUACUAGUGACACGAUCCAGAUUUUUCUGCCCAAAAACGUCACGGACUUGGAGCUCCGCGAUGCCAGCUGCUCCCGCUCCCCAGACAAGGUUCGGGUCUUGGGCCUCAGGAACUGUGACCUGAAGCUCAUCUCAUCCACUGUCAAUCGAGCGAUCCGACCCGCCCUGGUAUCUCUCGCCCCGCCGUGCCAGCGUGGAUUCAUUCCGGGUAGGAAUUUCGGCAACAACAUCCUCGAGCUCGACGUGUCGAGCCGUCAGAUGUCGGUCGUGCCUCGCGGGUCUACCGAUAUCCCUGUGCUGUAUUCCUUGGACUUCGGCCAGGCCUUCCCGUCCCUGAAUCAGGACUUCCUCAUUCUCUCCCUUAGGGCCCUCAAGCUGCCUGAGGCAUUCGUGUCCUUCGUCACGUUCCUAUAUGCAUCGGUGGAAGGGGUUGUCUCGCACCUAGGCUCGCUAGUGCACAUCUUCUGGGUCCAGAGCGGCAUCAUCCAAGGUUGUGCCUUAUCGGGCACUCUCUAUGCGUUGAGUACGGCUGUCUUCUUGGUCGACCUGGCCUCUCGGGUGGAGGCCGCUGGCCUUGGCCUGGUUCGGGCCUGUGCUGACGACAUUGGGGGCACGUUAUUGGCCAUGCGGCACCUAGUUCAUGUAUAUCGGGUUAUGAAGAUGGCCUCGGACAUGGCCAACCUCGCCUUGAAGGUCUCAAAAUGCAAGAUUGUCCCGCUGUCUGACAGGUUCUCGCCCAACCUCUCAGCCACAGUCUCCUACUGGGUCUCCCAUCUGGUCCCCGAGUGGAGCUCGUUCGAGGUGGCUCCCAAGCUGCUCUACCUGGGCCUCUGGCUGGGGCCUGCUGUUGUUCCGUCCACUUCUUGGAUUGAUCCCGUCGCCAAAUUGCGUCUCAGGGCCCAAGCCAUCGGGCGGGGAACCACUCCCGCCAGCCUUUCCGCUACACUGUACAAUACUCGGGCAGUCACGACCAUAUCUUACGUUGCCCAAUUCUGCUGGCCGCCAUCGUCAGUGUUGCAGCCUGAGUUGGCGACGCUCGCGCAGGUGUUCCGCAUCCCGCUCGGCACCUUCGCCCUCGACUUCUGGGCGCAGAUCGCUCAGUGGGGCGGCCCGCGCUGCACGCGGUGGGGGCACCUGGCCGUCGCCACCAUCACGCGGGCUGCGCUGCACACGUUCCCUGGCUGGGAGAGGCUCCUCCAGCAGCUGCGGAACCACGCGAGCUCCGCCCCGUGCGAUGCCACCCUGUCCAUGCUGGCGACCGGCAAGCCGUGCCCGUCCUUCUGGUUGGCCCCCGCCUUUGUGGAGAACAUGGAGCUGGCUGCCGCUGGCACCCCUCCUCCUGGCCCGCUGGCCGUCUUUGGGGCUCGUGCUGCCGACGCUGCGCUGGCUGAACUUCGUGAGAGCGGCCGUCCUCGACCUCGACCUCAGAGAGCGGCUCACGAAGCGCUGCGGGCCUUUGCGAUGAUGAACAAGCCUAUCACGGACCUCUUCGUGCUGCGCCUGAGGAAGUUCGCUGGCAGGUCGGCCGGCCUCCUAUCGAACAUCGACUGGGGCGUGUGCAAGAGCGUCCUCGCCCGCUGCCCGUGCUCGUGGGCCAUGGCUGUCCUGCGCACCUGGUCUGAUGGCUGGAUGACUUCGGCCCGUAUCAUCUCACCUGACGGGCAGAAGCAUUGCGUAUUUGGUUGUCUCGGCAAGCUCGACUCGUUGCGACACUACGCGAGAUGCCCUGUCAUGCACCGUGCCCUUCGACAGGCUCUCGCGAGACCGUUCCCGCUCCCGUGGAUGACCAGAUGGGGCCUAUCUGAGCCCUCGCUGGCCACCUUCUCGGCGAUGGCGGCCGCUUACAACAUGUACAACGAAGCGAGGCUGGCGCCCGUGUGGCCCCUGUCCCCGCCCCUCCUCCGCAGCUGUGCUCUCGCUGGAGUACGUUCGAUGCAGCUCGCGUCACCGCUGAAGUGCUCGGAGAUCGACCGCGAGCAGCUCGGCCGACGGGACUACCUCAUCCGCAGCUCUUCGUCAUCUUCAUCCUCGGGGUCGUCUCCACGGCUCACCCCUGCCGUUUCGUCGUCGGACAGCGACACGGCCACCGUCUCCACGGCCAUCGCCACGAUCCCCUACGUGCUCUCCCUCGGCUUCGGCGACCCCCCCCCCACCUUCCUCCGCGCCCCCGUCGAUGACGCGCUCCCCAUCAACUCUGAGAGCGGCCCCAUCUCCAUCAAUGGCGUUGAGAACUUCACGGAUGGCGUCCGCCUGCUCAUCAUUGUCGCCGCCGGCCCCAAUUUCGCCCUGUGCCUGUGUGUCGCCGUCCCCGCCAGUGACGCUCUCGUCUACGGGCUCGCUUGCCUCGUCGCCUCCCAUCGGCGUUAG
Prorocentrum cordatum is the source of this 4947-nucleotide messenger RNA. The record is from the annotation of a GenBank genome assembly. NCBI's taxonomy places the organism in Eukaryota, Dinophyceae, Prorocentrales, Prorocentraceae.